AUGGCUUCUUCCUCCUCUAUUGAUUUUCCUAGCAUUCAUCAUGUUAUCUCCAUUCAUCUUGAGCGUGAUAAUUAUCCGAUGUGGCUUGCUCAAAUUGUUCAUGUCCUUUGCAGCCACCGCUUGCUCGACUUUGUUGACGACACUUCUCUGUUUCUCACCACCGUAGCUCCCAAGAGUACCGCCCAUGACACUUGGGUGGCUCUUGAAAAUAGUUUUGCUUCUCCGAAUCAGAAUCUUCUUCUUCAACUUCGUAGUGACUUGCUUCGCACAACCCAUGGCGACUCUUCCAUCACUGAUUUCCUUGAUCGUAUUAAAUCGAUUGUCGAUAACUUGGCUCUAGUUAGAGCUUCAGUUGCUGACUCUGAUCUUUUUGCUGUGAUUAUGAACAACGUUGGUCCUCUUUAUGAAAAUAAUGUUGCCUUUACUCAAGCUCGUGAGAAACCCAUCAGUAUGCCUGAUCUUGAGGCUCUCCUCUUGUCUGCGGAAUGUCACCUACAAUCCUCUUCUUCUUUGGUCAUCUUUUCUGGUGCGACGACUCUGAUAGCUUCCUGUGGUGGUUGCAGUGGCCGUGGUGGCUGCGGUUUUGGCCAUCGAGGUGGGUUUGCUAGUAGUGGUCUUGAUCGUCGCAGCUUAUUCUCUCCCUCAAGACCUGGUUUUUCUUCUGGUCCCUAUUCCCUUGGAGCGUCCUAUGACGCCUCUCAUCCUGCCUCACAUCCACAACAUUUUGGUAGCACUUUUGGCCGGGUCCACAUCGUAGCUGUCUGUCCCUACAAGACAUCUUAUGUGCCUCCUCCUCCAUCUUGUCUUCAAGGCAUGACUACAAAUUUCCUUUGCAUGGUGGCCAUCAACAGUGGGUCACUGAUACUAGAGCGAACACUCAUAUUACCAACGAUUGGAGCCACUUAUCCCUUGCUAGAAAGUAUCAUGGUUAUGAUAAUGUUGGAGGUGUACUUGGUGGAACAGGCCCAUGCUGCCCUUGCUUUUGCUCUAGACCAUUCUUCGUUGUUGGACCUGCCUAUCAUCUUCUGUGGCCCAAGUUUGUCUUCCUGCAGCCCACGCCUUCCAGCGUCGCAGCCUCUGCCUAGUCCAUCUUCUCCAGCACCUGACCUUCUCGUCUCCACAGCAACUCAUGCUUCCAGCCCUGUCCAGUCCAUCUAUGUCAUCACCCAUGCCGCACCUGCUCUUGCGCCCACCUCCCCUGCCGUGCCUACUGAUCCCUCAUGCCUUUCUCACCCGCUGGUUAGUCACCCUGUGCCUUCAGCUUCUCGAUUCUCUCAGACCUACACUAGGAACCCCAACCACAAACUUUUCUUCCUGCCUCUUGCUCAUGUUUCAUAUGGUACAUCUUCUUCUCCUAUUUUUGAUACGUCUCUGGUAAGUGACUCCCAUGCUCAUUCGAUGGUUACUCAUGCUCAAACCGGUAUCUGUAAACCCAAUCCUAAAUAUGCUAAUCAUGCGUUGGUUUUAUCUUCUACUAAUGGUACUUUUGAGCCUACCUCUUUUCCACAGGCUAAUAAGCAUCAGGAAUGGCGUCUUGCUAUGGCAGAUGAGUUUAAUGCUUUUCUUCAUGCCGAGACUUGGAAUUUGGUCCCUCUUACUCCCACUAUGAAUGUGUUGCUGAACAAGUGGGUUUUUCGUGUCAAGAGGAAUUCUGAUGGCUCUAUUCAGCAUUACAAGCCUUGUUUAGUGGCCAAUGGUUUUCAUCAACAGCCGGGCCUGGACUGUGGUGAAACUUUUAGUCCAGUUGUUAAUCAUUCUACUAUUCGUCUUAUCUUGGCUCUUUCUAUGCAGUUUGGUUGGAUCGUUCAUCAAUUGGAUGUUGAAAGAUGCUUUUUUGCAUUCCAAACUUGUGGCCGUCGUCUUAGCCUCUCUAAUGGCAAUCCUCUCUCUGAUCUUACUGAGUAUCGUAGUAUUGUUGGUGCUCUUCAAUACUUAACCCUUACUCACCCGAACAUUUCCUUUGCUGUUAAUCAAGUUUGUCAGUUUAUGCACCAACCCACUACUGUUCGUUGGCUCACUGUUAAGCGCAUUCUUCGUUAUCUCAAUGGCACACUUACUCAUGGGUUACUCUAUUCGCCCAGCACCCUUCAUCUCAGUGCUUAUUCUGAUGCCUAUUAUGUUAGGGAUCUCGACGAACGUCGCUCCACUGGUAGCCAUUGCCUUUAUUUGGGUACUAACUUAAUCUCUUGGAGCUCCAAAAAGCAACUCGGUGUCUCCCGCUCCAGUACUAAGUCGGAGUACCGUCAACUUGCCUACACUACCGUCACUCUGUCUUGUGCUCUCUCUUUUGCCUCGAAUCCUGUGUUUCACUCUUACACUCACCAUGUUGAGGUUGAUUAUCAUUUUGUUCGUGAAAAUGCGGUGCACAAUGAGUUGCUUGUUGCUUAUUGCUCUACUGUUGAUCAAAUUGCUGAUAUCUUCACUAAGGGUCUAUCUCCUGCUUGGUUUUCUUUCCUUCAGUCCAAGCUGCCUGUGCUCCCUCGCCCCGUCAGCUUGCGGGGGUCUGACAGCAUAACUUUAAACCAGUCCCUCAGUACUUAUGCUGGGACUUUAACUUGUUUGGGUGAAAGAUUUAAACUAGGCUUCUUUUCUCCGCCCAACUCCAAGAACAGGUACUUGGUGAUAUGGUACAAGAGUACACCAAGCAAAGUUGUGUGGGUUGCAAACAGAAACAAUCCACUUACUGGUUUAUAUGGGAAUCUGACUAUCAGCAACGACGGAAACUUUGUUCUUCUCAAUCGAAAUGGGAGCAGCAUUUGGUCUUCAAAUAUAUCAAGAAUCCCAAAAAGUUCAGUUGUACAGCUCUUGGACUCUGGAAAUCUUGUUCUAAAGGACAAUGUUAGCACAAGUUCUGGAAGUUACUUAUGGCAGAGCUUUGAUUAUCCAUCUGAUACAUUGUUACCAGACAUGAAGAUAAGCUGGAACAUAAACACCGGUUCAGAACGGUAUUUGACAUCAUGGAAAAACACUGAUGAUCCAUCUACUGGCAACUUCUCUUAUAAAAUUAAUAUGAAAGGGUUACCACAAUUAGUUGUUGUCAUGGGAUCAAUCAUAAAGUUCCGUACAGAGCCAUGGAAUGGAGUUCGAAUCAAUGGUCUUCCCAGGCCAGCCAACUCUGCUUUCCAUCAAAUUAUGGGAUUUAAAGAAGAUGAGUGGUAUUACAAGUUUGAGCCUAAUAAGAAUGUGGCUGCCUCAUAA
Molecule: messenger RNA, 3198 nt
Organism: Prunus armeniaca (apricot)
Lineage: Eukaryota; Viridiplantae; Streptophyta; Magnoliopsida; Rosales; Rosaceae
Source: the annotation of a GenBank genome assembly